Molecule: messenger RNA, 2144 nt
Organism: Phyllopteryx taeniolatus (common seadragon)
Lineage: Eukaryota; Metazoa; Chordata; Actinopteri; Syngnathiformes; Syngnathidae
Gene: fggy
Product: FGGY carbohydrate kinase domain containing
Exons: 15
Coding region: 104-1939 (611 amino acids)
Biological process (GO): carbohydrate metabolic process
Molecular function (GO): phosphotransferase activity, alcohol group as acceptor; kinase activity
Source: RefSeq, a predicted model, not a curated record
AUGAACAAAAGUAGGGGCGGCUGGCUUGACUGCUACUUUACGAGUGGAGGCUGGCUUGACCGCAGUGAAAAACCUUCACUUGAUUCACCGGGUGAGUCCAGAAAUGCUGCUAAAAUAUAACUUAAAGUUGCUAACUAUUACGUGCAGCCUUUUUUUUUUUCUGUCGCCGGCGCACCGAAUGUUUUCUUGUAUGCGGACAUUUGGAGCGAAUGUGUGUUUUGAAGGCAGACUCGCAGAGCGACCGAGCUGCGGCGGCGUCCUCAUGGCCGCAGUCUACUACGUGGGCGUGGACGUGGGCACCGCCAGCGUGAGGGCCGCCCUGGUGACCCGAGAGGGUCACUUGAAGAGGGCCGCUCAGGAGCCCGUCAGCAUCUGGGAGCCUCACCCUGACCAUUACGUGCAGUCCUCUCGCGAGAUCUGGGAGAAAUGCUGCGCCGUUGUCAAGGAAGUGACAAGGGGAGUGAACAAGAGCCAGGUGCGAGGGAUCGGUUUUGACGCUACCUGUUCCCUGGUGGUUUUGGACCAACGCUUCCAGCCUUUGGCAGUCAAUCAGGAUGGAAACGAGCAGAGGAACGUGGUGAUGUGGAUGGACCAUCGCGCCGCGGAGCAGGCCGCUCGCAUCACGGGCACAGGCCACGGCGUCCUGAGUCGGGUCGGAGGAGUCAUGUCGCCGGAGAUGCAACCGCCCAAGCUCCUCUGGCUCAAAGAGAAUCUCAGGGAAAGCUGCUGGAACAAAGCUGCUCACUUCUUUGACCUUCCAGACUUCCUCUCAUGGAAGGCCACCGGCUCGCUGACCAGAUCCCUUUGCACUCUGGUUUGUAAAUGGACGUACUGUCCCCCGGUGGGAUGGGACGUGACUUUUUGGACCGCAAUAGGACUGGAUGAUCUCACUGAAAACAACUUUACCAAAAUAGGCAACGUGACAUGUUCUCCGGGGAGUCCUCUUGGGGAUGGCCUGACUCAGGAGGCCGCAGCGGAGUUGGGUUUAGAUUUCGGAACUGCAGUUGGGGCCUCGCUCAUCGACGCUCACGCCGGAGGCCUUGCUGUGAUAGGAGCCGAUGUAAAAGGCUUUCGGCUGCCGUGUGAGGGCCAGCCAAUCACAUCACGCAUGGCCAUGAUCUGUGGGACAUCAUCCUGUCACAUGGCCAUCAGUGGGCAGCCGCUGUUUGUGCCAGGCGUGUGGGGUCCCUGCCUGUCUGCCAUGGUCCCGGACGUGUGGCUUAACGAGGGGGGCCAGAGUGCCACGGGACGCCUGAUUGACCACAUGGUGAAGGGCCAUGCCGCUUUCGCGCAGCUCCAGGAAAAGGCGCGGCAGAGAUGUCCCGCCACAGGAGACGACGGCAUCUACGGCUACCUGAACGACCACCUAAGCGGAAUGUCUUCGUCGUGUUCAGCCGUUGACUUGCUGGCCUCCAGUCUUCACGUGUGGCCAGACUUUCACGGGAACAGGUCCCCGCUGGCUGACCCCGCCUUGAAGGGCAUGGUGGUGGGACUGUCACUUUCUCAAACUCUGGAUGACUUGGCUUUGCUCUACUUGGCCACCAUGCAAGCCCUGGCGCUCGGUACACUUCAUAUACUGGAGGCCAUGAAAGAAGCUGGGCAUGACAUUAAAACCAUCUUCUUAUGUGGCGGAUUGAGCAAGAACAGCUUGUUUGUGCAGACUCACGCCAAUGCAACAGGCUUGCCUGUAGUGUUGCCACAACAGACCGAGGCUGUCUUAGUGGGAGCAGCAGUUCUUGGAGCGUGUGCGUCCCAGGACCAUGGCACUAUACAGGAGGCGAUGGCGAAAAUGGCUAAAGUGGGAAAAGUCAUUGAGCCUGAUUGCAGCCUGCACAGCUUUUACCAAAGGAAGUACAAAGUGUUCCGGCGCCUCGUUGACCACCAGAGGGAGUACCAGGACCUCAUGAACACUUUUGGGACAGAGUGUCACUCACUAUAACGACGAACACCACCAGGGAUCUACUCAAACAAAGACCACAUUGGGCUCCUCCAUGGCAGUUCUGCAAGUCUUUUCUAGGGUCCCUUCCAAUGGUCCUCCUCUCCCCCCGACUACUGCUGAUGUCAUAUUGCACAUUGGAGACAAUGCUUUUCAUACUCUGCUUUUCAUACUGUUAUGAUUUGCCAAUAAAGGUCAGUUAAACAAC